Pocillopora verrucosa is the source of this 2720-nucleotide messenger RNA. Its product is annotated as protein Wnt-6. Gene Ontology annotation, biological process: canonical Wnt signaling pathway; neuron differentiation; multicellular organism development. Gene Ontology annotation, cellular component: extracellular region. The record is from RefSeq and is a predicted model, not a curated record. Gene Ontology annotation, molecular function: frizzled binding; cytokine activity. NCBI's taxonomy places the organism in Eukaryota, Metazoa, Cnidaria, Anthozoa, Scleractinia, Pocilloporidae.
AAAUCCUUCCCCUCAGAAACAAUUUGUUGAAAUAUUAGGAUACAAAACGACUUAAUGCAGUCUGAGUAAUCGGAUGACAGCCGCUCUAAGGUCCUCUCUCAAAGGAAUUGACGUGCUGACAGUUUAAAAGUGUAGAGGUCACUCGAGACGUCAAUGCAACAAGACCCUAAUGUCGUGUGUAAGAAAACGCAGUCAUUCUUCCAAAGAAAGGAAGACUUUUGCAAAUCGAAGCCUGAACUGAUUUCUACCGUUCUUGGGGGGGUGAAAGGUUCCGUCGAAGAGUGUCAGUGGCAGUUUAGAAACAGGCGAUGGAACUGCUCGACGUCUAAGAAUUUUGUCAAGAAAAUUCUUCGCUACGACUACCGAGAGACGGCGUUCAUCUACGCCAUUACAUCGGCUGGGGUUACCUUUUCUGUCACGCGAGCAUGUAGGUUGGGUCAACUUCACCAAUGUGGAUGCCGCAAAGUAAAUCCGCAACAGAAACAGCAAGUCAUCGCUAACAAUGUGAUUCAGUCGUUCCCUCGAAACGAAUACCCUUCUACAGACAACCAAGUUCCAAGCCAGGCAUUUCCCAUCGGCGAAACUGAGCAGUUCGAAUGGGGAGGUUGCAGCGACAAUAUCCAUCACGGCUACGCGAUGUCGCGGCAGUUGAUGCAAGAAGAAAAAAACAGAGACGGUCGAUCCAUGAUAAUCGAACAUAAUAAUGAAGCAGGACGAUUGGCAGUCAAGCGUAACAUGCAAACAGAAUGCAAAUGCCAUGGUCUCUCGGGUGCCUGCUCUCUUCAAACGUGUUGGAAAAAGAUGCCGCUCUUUAGAAACGUGGGCGACAAACUGAAAGCCCGUUUCGAUUCUGCCAUCAAGGUGAUUAUAGGAAAUAGCGGAGAUCGGUUAAUCAAAGAGGGAGAAACAAUAAAACCUCCAACAGAACUCGAUUUGGUUUAUACUACCGAAUCCCUAAACUUUUGCAAAGCGGAUCCCUAUAUGGGCUAUCAUGGCACUGUGGGCAGACGGUGUAAUGAUACAAGCAUGGGAGUGGGAGGGUGUCAAUUGCUUUGCUGCGGUCGCGGAGCACGAAUGAGAAAAUUGGUCGUAACAGAAAAUUGCCAAUGCCGUUUUCUGUGGUGCUGUACAGUCAAAUGCAAGAGAUGCAGGAGAGAAGAAGACGUCUUUACUUGUGAAUAACUUUCCUGCUGCUCGGACACACACAAACACACAAGAGACAGUCACGUCAAAUGUCAUGCGAACAAUGGUAUGCACUCAACAAAGAUUAUUUGAACGGUUAAGAUUAUGUACAACUUUCAAGAAAAGAACCACUCCUUAUGACAAGUGAUACCCCAGCUAGAGGAAAGUAUUUAAUAUAUGUUUUCAAAUAUCAAUUUUAGCGGAAUCCAAACAGACAGCUGGAGGUCACGGCACGACUAAAUUGUAAACACUUGAACGUUGUGUCUGAUAGAGAUAUGAAUACUACAACGAUGGAAUAGUCAUGCAAUGCUGUACCAGUAUUUUUUUCCUUUACUGAACCUUGCAGGUUUUUCAUGACCAAAUGAAAGCUUCAUUACCAAAUUUCCAAGACAAUCGAACCCACAGCUUGGUCGAAGUGAAGUACAGCACAAGAUGAAAACAGUGUCAUCUUGAAGGAUUCAGAAGUAGACACUCUUCAUUUAAUCCCCUUGGAGUUGAUUAGCACUAUGAGCUUUGAAGGGGUUUUUUAAUUGUCGACGUUUAUUGCAAACAUUCAAAGUAACAGCAGGGUUUCAGGCUUCACGAUUGAGAGCCUAUACAGAAAAAUGUGACCUUUCAAAUUACCUUCCGACAAGUGUUCUGCGCCUUUAACUAAUUUAUAUAAACUCACGUUACAACCAAAACAUUCUGCAUUAUUUCAUGUUAAUACCCAUUUGUUUUCUUAAAGGAUUUCACUAAUGAGGGCACAAAAGAUCAGGAGACUUAGUAGCAACAGUUCAGUCCGGAAAUCGCCAUGUAAUGGCCGGUCACAUCAAACACUGAGAUAACGAUAUUUAAUUGCGAUCCUAUCACCCGGAGAGCGUCAAAAUGAAACCCAGGGAGUUGAAGACACGAGUAUGAUUAAUUUUUUCAAAAAAAUUCUUUUACACCCAAAGAUUUAGACAUUGUAACCUUCUCCGAUGAUACCAGACGACCAAAUUAUAUUGACAUAGCAAUCACAAGGCGUGUUUAGUCAUACUCUCUUGACCCAACAAAUUUACCUCUUGGAGCUGAGAAUCUUUGUUAAAAAAGCGAUUUGCAAUGUUCUGAUAUUUCCCUCUUUGUUUGAUGUUUCUCAUAUACAUGCCUCUUUUCCUGCUGCGAUAACAAUCAGUUAUAUAUCAACAAUAAAUUUGGUUGACUUCUCAUGUGUUUUAUUUUCCUAUAAUAUUAUAAAAUUUGAAAAAGAAACUGUUUUCGUUGUAGAAGCUACUUUAAGACAGCAAGCGAAUUAUCUGCCUGUGAUAUUUGCGAAAAGCGCAAUGCCUUUAACUGCCACUUACACGAAAUGUAUAUGUAAACAAGGCUACUUGUUUAGAACUUAAGCUUGAUUUUCAAUACUGCUUAAAAAAUUAUUAUUCUGUCAAUUGUUGAUUAAGGUCUAUUGGUCGAUGGCGAUCACCGAGUUUUAUCUGUAAGGAAACUCCAAUAUUGCAGAAGUGGUCGGUUUAAUAAAACAAUAGAAACAGUUUGUAUAUAGGUUUUAAAACAGAAAUAAA